AUGGCUAUGCCCAAAGUUCCCAUCAACUUCGUAUCUGCCACAUCAGGGGAGAUGUUCUCUCUCGGUCAGAUCACCAUCCGUGUCAUGGAGGAUGGCAGCCACACAGACAACCGUAUUGGCUCUGCAGAAUUUACUCUUCCGCCUCAGAUCGGAGGUCCUCCAGCCCAUUGGCACGAGAUGCACGACGAAACAUUCAUGGUUACAAAAGGGUCUGUGCGCUUCCAUGCGCCAGAGGGCAAGACUAUCGACGCAAAAGUUGGCGAUUUUGUUACGGUGCCAACACGAGCGCCGCACACCUUCUCAAAUCCGUUUGACGAAGAGGCGAAGUUCCUCUGCACGUUCACGCCUGCGUUUUACAUCAACUACUUUAGGAUAUUAGGGGAGAUGGUAGAGAAGGGAGUGGCGAUGGACAAGGAGAUCAAUUUGGAGGUCAUGGCGAGGUAUGCCACCUUGCCUGCGGAGGGGAUGUGA
Messenger RNA from Coniosporium apollinis CBS 100218, 471 nucleotides. RefSeq lists its product as uncharacterized. The record is from RefSeq and is a predicted model, not a curated record. NCBI's taxonomy places the organism in Eukaryota, Fungi, Ascomycota, Dothideomycetes. The transcript has 3 exons. The coding region runs from base 1 to 471 and encodes 156 amino acids.